AUGAAUAAAUCUCGAAAAACUAAGAUUACUAAUAAAAAUCAGAAAAUACAUAAUAAGGAUGAUUGGCAGAGUGCGUUAGAUUCAAUAUCGAUCAAUGACGAUCACUGGUGGUGUAUAGUGACAAUGAUGGUGGAGACAAUUGUCGCGAACAGCCGUAACAUCUUUCUCUUCAACAAAGCCGUUGAAGAGAAGGAGCAGGCGUGUAUUUAUACCCUCAGUUAUCAGAAAACGAUGGACACGGUGAGAACGCUGUCAAAACAGGAUCCAGAGAAAUGUCCUGCCGUCGAGAGUAUCUGUCAUUACGCGAACACGGUCUUAAGCGAAAACAAUGGUCAUCUCUCUGCCUGGCUGACUGCACGGCUCAUAAAGUAUCUGAUCUAUCGCACCAAAAUCGAGCACAUUGAGAGACUCGAGGCACAGGCGGAUCUAGACCGCAAAAUCGACGAAGAAUGUCGGUCAAUUCGCAAUACUGACGGCUCAAUCUCUGAUAAGUUACAGUUAGCACGAUAUAUUGACUAUCUUCUUUCUGUUCGCGUGUUCUCUUUGCGGUACAGCUUGCAUAAUGGUAGUAAUUUCAUUCACUCAGCCUCUUCUCGAAGCACUACCGAGCCUCGAAGAGCCUACAGCAGCGAGACUGAAUACAUGUUCAACGGCAAAGUGAAUAUACACUCACAUGUGGAUAACGUACCUCUUGAUGGACCGAAACUCUACAUUGUACUUAGCGGGUUUCACAAUCCUGAUUUACCAGCGGAAUUGUUAAGCAUCGGAGUUCCUUUGACCUGCAUAUUAGAGAUUAAGCUUUUCAACGAGCAGUGCGCUGCGUAUUACGAAACAGAGGAAAAGGAUACAACGGCCCGAGACAAAAUGCAUUCCUCUGUGGAUUAUCGCGUCAAUGAAACCGAGCUGCUCGAAUUUUGGAGGGUUACGCGCCAACGAUUUGCUAAUUUAUCGGUUUAUCCGAUGUACUCUAAUGUAAUCAUUCUUACCGUUUGCCCAUCAGUCUUUCCAGAAACGAUUAACGCUACCGGGAAAGAGUCUCUGAAGCGAGACAUGUACGAUAAAGUACUUCUUACUUUGCAUCAUUUGUACGAUCUUUGUCGACAGCAUGCAAAAUACCUUAGGAGCAUGAGACUGGAGGAAAAAAUCGUCGAUAAAAGAGACGAGACAAUAGAUACUAAGAUUUACGAGGAUACACUAAAUGGUAUACCGAACGAAUACGCCGACGUUCCGCUGAUAUUGAGCGCGAUACUUCUGCAGGUCGAACACAAUCUCGCGACAUCGUCCGAUGGACAUUUCCCUGUCGAUCACGAUACAGGAUUUAACGGGGCCGAUACGAGGCGCGGGAAUACAUCAACGACAGCUGAGCGAAGCCCCGUAUUCAAUAUGCAGGAUAAGCUGAAACUACUUGAUCUUGAGUACGAGCUUACCGAUGAAUACGUCGACGGUACCAGUCAGUUGUCGCAGCCUUCUGAUCUCGAAGUUAUACCAUAUGGAGACACUUUGGGCAUGAUCAUUCGUCAAUUUCUCGAUCGCGGAACUCAUUUGGACGAUUCGGUUUUGCGAGUUCUGCGGGACCCGAGAAUAAUUAGCGUUUGGCGGAAUCAUGCAGCACCGACGAGAUCAAAGUCCGACAUGUAUUACCGCCAUAUGGACAACAUCGCGCGUGCAUUUAAUCAAGGGCAAGUGGUCAGUCGCGAAGAAGUUGUACAUUACUUGCAUCUCUUGAUGUUUGACCGCAUAAUCUUUUCCGAAGGCAGUCGCCAGGCAGAAGCACGACUGGCGCAACCGCCGAGGGAUGAAUUGUCAGAAUUAAAGAAACACGCGCGAUCAAGGAUAAGAAGAGCGCGAAGCGUGCCAAAUUUUAUGUCGCUUCCGAUCGCCGCGUCCAGUUUACGUCGUUCUGAAAGCGACACCGAGAUCGAUUAUUGUAAGCCGGUAGUCGCAUUCACCGAAUGCCCGCUUUUGUUCGCGUUAACAGACGCUAGAGAGACAUUGCUUCCGGGAUAUCUGCGCGAGAAUGUCUUCAAGAAGAGAAGUUACGAAAGACCAAGUCUCGAAGAAUACGAAGACGUCGAGUUACUCUCGAAGCGGGUUUUUCUUCAGGUCGCCCGCGAGUGUUUCCAAAGUUUCGAUCGUUUCGCGGCUAGAUACUUCGAGCCGACGAACUCGACGCUGCUUUACUUUAGCAACAACAACGCGGUGGAUAACGUGUCCGAAGAAAGGUGCCUGUCGACUAUACGUACGCCCAUCGGACUCCAUGAAUUCUUCGAAUAUAUCGUGGGGGAAGAAGAGAAUUGGAUAAAACGAGAGCGGGAGAUGCGCCAAUCGCGUAGGAUGGACUUGACAGGAAGAUUUAUGAAGAGAUCCAUCGAGGUGGAAGACGACGCGAUCAUAUUCGACGACGAGUGCUUCGUGCUUCCGGAUUCACUGAAAGCGCGUCAUCUAAAGAAAACUCCGGGUCGCGACGGGCAAAAGAAAAUUUUCGAAACGAAGGAAUUUGAGGAGGCGGCGGCGGCGGCGGCAGCGGCGGCGGCGGCGAAGAACGUCGAGGGAAGGAAAAUGACAAGACAGAAACGAAACGAGGCGCCGAUGGCGAACAACGGAAGCAAACGGGCGGAUAGAAGAGUUAUGAGUAGAAAAACGUCAAUGACGGAGAAAAAAUCGGACACAAAGAUAGAUGAUGUCGAUACGUCCUUCUUACCGGUGAAAAAAAUUCUAUCGUCCCGAUGUGUCGAGACGGGCGGGCCGUACGACUUCGUUGGAUACGAUCUUGGAGGUCUUCGUGUUCAAGUGAUUCAUCAUAGCAAAAAGUUUCUUUUGGACGACGAUACAUCGGUGCGAGUUGAACUCGAAAACUGGCUUCACGGCGACCGCGAUUUACGCAUCGCCGUUACUCUGCGACACUGCACUUUACGAUUGUCUGGCGGAGUUAGUCGCCAUCAGUCGGCCAACGCAUUUCACUUAACUACGAAAAGGGGAAUUGUGUUAGGAUUCUACCGAAACAGGAGAGAGCCGGAUUCCGCAGUUGAAAACUCAUACGAUUCACAUUGGCAAAAUUUGACUUUCGACUUUCGUGCUUCGUGGCCUUCGGGAUUAUUGAUAGAACCAACCAUCGGGGACGGCACCAAAAAUCCAUUUUGCAUUCGGCAGUCAUACGUUUCGAAACGUCCCGGGUGCGCAGGUGCACCCGGUGAAAUCUGCCGGAACUUUCUCAGAAACGGAACCGUCUUAAAGUAUCUGGAUGACAAUACCGUCGUCAUCUUCCGCCCCAAUGGCGUCAUCGUGACGUGCAUGGACUUCGACAAACCGCAAUCGCGCGAUGAAUCCAUCCACGAGACGGCCCCAAAAAAAUUUAGGAUCAAAAAGAGCAACUCGAGGCAUAGUGGUGAAGUCAUAGAUUCCACAGAGACGCGUUCCAACGGAUCGAUCGUGGACGUACAACUGUCGAAGCAGCAUGUACCGCCAGCGAAAGAAUUCGUGACUAGCAUCGGAGACAAUUCAUUGAUAACAGGAGCAUUCGCCGCGGGUGAAGUGUUGCGAUACUUGGUGGUGAAUUACGACGGUCGAUGCUACGAGGUGCUGAACGAUCUGGUCGUAAGUGAACACGAUCGAUUGCUCGUUAGGACAACGUCGGAUUACGAGGUCAACGAGGUAUUCGCACGUCGUGCCGACGGUACCGAUACGUUACUUCGUUCAAAUGGAGAAUUGGUCGUUACCUUCCCUGAUGGCACGCGUAUUAUUACUGGUUAUAUAAUAGAGGAACAACCGGUAAUUUGCGAAUGGACGGAAAACGAAUUGCAGCGAUAUUUUGGAGUCACGAAGGAAUAUCGAGCCACCGUCGCAAUGUCUUCCGGCAGUGAAUUCUCGCGUGAAGAUUCGUCGGUGCCGUACGUCGGAUGCCAAGAGAAACCGGCGAGGGUAUCGAUCGCGGACGGUUUUGUCUCGAUCUUGUUGACUUUCCGCAUGGAGCACAAAGGCCACGCUACUGUGUCCUACGAUCAGUCAGCAGUUAGCUGUACUUUAUCGAUGCCCGACAAUUUCCGCGUCAGCAUAUCGAGAAGAGGUCAUUACGAAGUUUUAAUAGGGGACGAAGUUAAUCUGAAGGUAAUCAAAGUCGCGCAUACCGGUACACGUAUUUUCGACGAUGACUUGACGUUCUGGAAGACAUGUGCUACUUGCGGCGGAAGGUCGAUGUCGACUCACAAGUUUCGAGAAUCCUCCGGAGUUGGUUCGCGAACAGUUCUCACAACUGUCGGUAUUCUUGGGAAUGCGCUUGAGGUUAAAAGUGACGGUACCACGCGUUAUUAUCAAAGCGAAGAUCGCCGGUGUGUGCGAAGAGGCCGCGAGUGCACCAACGACACCCUCGAACGCGGCGACGAAAGAAGAAGCGGCGGAGAAGACGACGCCAACUCAGAGGCAAGGAUCCAUUGCAAACACGAACGAUAUUGCGAAACGCUCAAGUUUCCUGCAAGAAGUCAAUACAGAAUUUUCGCGAUGAAUCGUGAUCUGACAGCUUGUGAGUACCUUCAUCGAUCGGUUAGACGCGAGCAAGAGGUGGCAGCCGUCUUUGGCGACGAGAUGAGUAUGAUCCAGUAUCCAAUUUCACGUCGACCGGAACUUCAUCGCUUGAUUACAUUUGUGCCAGUGAAACCGGAAUUGGGAUCAAAGGAAACAUUCUGUCAAUACCGGGUUAGCUAAUCGACGGCAUUACGUUCUUCCGUAAUUAUUAACAAAUUGUUAUUGCGUCAAUUGGACUUCGUAAUCACUCGCGUAAUUUCAUAAAUGUAAAAGAAAAGAUAUAAGAGUAAUUGUAUUUUAUACGUAUACAUAUAAGUAUAUAUUAGCUUCUCGUAAUAAGUCACGAAGGUGGCUUUAAUAUCAAAUUGAAGUUAAUAAGAGCUGGUAAAUAUCCUGCAACAAAACCGUAGGUUACGCCUGACGAACGGACGGAUUACGAUAGAAUUGAAUUACCGCGAAGCACUUA
Molecule: messenger RNA, 4984 nt
Organism: Vollenhovia emeryi
Lineage: Eukaryota; Metazoa; Arthropoda; Insecta; Hymenoptera; Formicidae
Exons: 7
Coding region: 1-4698 (1565 amino acids)
Biological process (GO): epithelial cilium movement involved in extracellular fluid movement; axonemal central apparatus assembly
Cellular component (GO): axonemal central apparatus
Source: RefSeq, a predicted model, not a curated record